Dipodomys spectabilis (banner-tailed kangaroo rat) is the source of this 834-nucleotide messenger RNA. It is a transcript of the gene CUNH16orf95, whose product is annotated as chromosome unknown C16orf95 homolog. The record is from RefSeq and is a predicted model, not a curated record. The transcript has 7 exons. NCBI's taxonomy places the organism in Eukaryota, Metazoa, Chordata, Mammalia, Rodentia, Heteromyidae. The coding region runs from base 1 to 807 and encodes 268 amino acids.
AUGGACAGAGCCAGGUACGGGCCGCGGCCCCGGAGCCUCCCCGCCGCGGCCGCGGCCUCGCCCGCCCCGAGUCCCGACGCCGGCCUCGCCCCCCGGGGCGACGCGGACAGAGCCCCGCUGCACCCCGCCAGUGCUGCGCCGAGGCCUGACGCGGCUCCCACCCACCUCCCUCCCGCCUGGGCCUCCCUGUUGUUUUCUAGGAAGAGCACAUUUCAGACCUUCGGGAAAGAAGUGUGCCUCACAGGUCAUUCGCUAUGCCCCAGCAUGCAGACUAUUCUCAAAGAGUGCGUCUGCUGUGAAUGCCACAUCAAAUUUGGGGGCCACCUACCUGUGCCCAGGGCCGAGGCAGCUCUGCCCUACUGGGUCCCGCCGUCCCUGCGGCCCCGGAAGCAGAUCCCAAAGAUGGCACAGCUUUGUGUCCCCAGAGCUGUCAGGACAUGCCCCUGCCCAUGCCACAGCUUCGGGGGACGCCUCCCCGCACCUCGGGUUCAGGCUGUGAUGCCCUACUGGGUGCCCCGGGGCCUGCGGUCACGGAAUAAGGUGGUGAAGAGGCAGUGGAGUUUUAAAGGCAUGAAAGAGCGCCGUUUAUUGGAGUCCUCUCUGCACAAGCGCUGGCGGAUCUGCGGAGACAGGCGCCUCCUGCUCAAGUGGCAGCAUCUCCAGGCCCUUCACCAGGAAAAGCCACUGGCCCUGAGGAGGACAGCCAGCCCGCCCGCCCCACCCCAGCCCCUGAGUCUCAGCUUCCUGACCUUCCUGCAGGCCAUCCUGAGGGCGCUGGUGGCCAUUCGCCAGUUGUUUUGGGUUUGACGUUGGGAGCUCCAGCAAAGGUUGUCA